AUGCCGCACACCAGCUCGCCUUUCCAGGUGCAUGCCAGGAUGGAGGAGGUACGUGCGGAUAGCAUUGGGCUGCACGCUGGCAGUGCAGGUGGCACAGGCCGAGCGUGCUCAGUGUGCACUGACAGGGCCGUGCAGGCUGCUCUGGGCUCUCACACUGCACCCCAGCUGCGCGCCCCCCUCCCCAUGUGCUCUGCCCCCCUACAUGCUCCGCAUGCCUCCCGAGCAGUCCCAGCCCCAACCCCUGCCUCCGAGCGUGAGCGCGGCUCUGGGCAGCAGCGCCGAGACGCAACAGGGGUAUGGGGACCUUGGCUGUUUCACUGUGAAGAAAGCACUCUGCCGCCGCCCCUUAGGAUUCUCAGCGCGGAUCCCGCCGGUCAGGUCUCUUCCUUGGAUCCCCUCCUGCCGUCCCGCAACUCCUCCUCAGCCCGAGACGCACGCACCCCACUCCCCACCCCGAAACUCCUCUUCCGACACUUCCUUCCGGGCCCGCGCAGCCCGCGAGCUCCGUAUCCGGAGAGGCGGCGCUCUGAGAUCCGGCGCGGCCACCCUGCCCCGAAGAGAAAGGCGGCCGCGGCCGGCUCACCACGCCCCGCGCCGCCCCGCGCCGCCCCGCCCCGGCUCCGACUCCCCGCGGUCCUCGGCCCGCGGCGCCGGCCAGCAGAGCGCGCGGAGGAGCACGCGGGCCGAUCGCGCGCGCGCAAGGCCGCUCUCGCGCCGCUGUCUCCGCUCCCGGCGCCCACGAGGCCGCGUUCCUGCCGCCGAACAAUGGGCCUCGGCGCGCGGCGCGUCCGGGCCGCGCUGCUCCUGGGGGCGCUGCAGGUGCUGGCGCUCGCGGGGGCCACCGAGACGCACGCUUCUCAAGAGCCUCCUGCGCCUCUGCACAACUCCAGUGGUAACCUAACAGAGACUGUGUCCUCCAACGGUACAAGCACAUCCAAUGUUAGCAACAGCACUGUGAAACCAUCAACAACUACGGUUUCCUUGGUCUCAAUCAACAUGACAAGUGUCACCAGGAAGUCCACAGCGACUUCUAAAAUGGCAACACCAGGAGUCUCAGCCAGUACAACUCCCGCCACCUCAAAGUCUACGCCCAAAGCCACAAGUAUUUCACAAAACGUAUCCCAGGUGUCAACUUCCGUGAUGACCACAACCCACACCAGUUUGCUGACUUCGCCAACAACAACUGUUCAUUCUAAAGAAAGCAGAGGAUCGAGAUUCGACACUGGCAGCUUUGUUGGUGGCAUUGUUUUGACACUGGGAAUUCUAUCUGUUCUGUAUAUUGGAUGCAAAAUGUAUUACUCAAGAAGAGGCAUUCGGUAUAGAACCAUUGAUGAACAUGAUGCCAUCAUUUAAGGAAGCCCAAGAACCAAGGAAAGAAGAUUGAUGCAGCUCUAUAAUUUUGGUUUAUUAGUUUAAAACAAAAUUCUUUUCUUAAAAUGGUAUAAAUGGGCCAGGUAUAUGAUGCAUGAUAUAUUACAUAAAAAUGUGAAGAUUCCUCAUCAUUACUAAAUGUAAAAAUGUCUUCAACAUUUAAAUGAAUAGUUGGCGCUUACAAAUAAUUUAUACAAUGAUUAUAUUCACAUUUAGCAAAUACAGUAAGAAGUCCUAUCUUAUGUUUUCUGUGGCAUUGGUCACAUAGGGCCAGUAAUUGAAACAUUGCUGAAGGGCAGGCAGGAUGCCAUCUCAAUUAAGGAGCUCAUUCUAGCACUCAGGAUUUAUUGUGUUUGUUGCUCAUACAAAGAACUUCAGUGCUUUUCGGAGCUGGAUCUAACCUAAUUACAAAUGCCACAAGUAAAAAUUACAAAAUAGAGUAAACGAAGUCUGAAGUAUAAUUUAAUAAAGCUUCAACAUUUUAUAUUUUAAUGUAUGGUAUUUGGUCUAGAAACAGAAUCUUCAAAAUAAAACCUCAAGCAAUACCUGUGCUUUGUCAUUUUUAGAGACCCAAUUGAGCAUUAGAACAUCUUGUAUUUUUAUUAAUAACUUCUUUUAAAGUUUCAGUGUUAGUUGAUAUAAUUUUGUUUCUUUAUAAUUUAGGUGGACUGCAAUGUUAAAAAUGUUUUAGGGGCUCAGAUGUAAGACUGGCAUUAUAGGAAAAACUAGACAUUAGGUUAUUUGCUACUGUGAGAAUAUCACUAGAAAUUGCGUUUAUUUCCUAUUCACGAUAAUUUUAUAUUUAAAGAAAGGUAGAGCUGCUUUCAGUAUCUAGAAAUUUUUAAUGGAAUAUAAAAACACCUAACUUUAAAAAGAGAUUUCCAAAACAAUAUUAGAAUUCUGUCUUGUCAGAAUUAUAGAUUUUGCUGUUUAUUAAACCAGGGAUUACGGGAGUCUCCCCCAAGCUGUUCUACCUGCAGGGUGAAAAUGCUGCAUUUCAUACACUGUCAACUUAAGAGAACUAGGGAAAUGACAUUUUUAUACUUUAGAUAAAUGUAUAUGAGUAAAUUCUUUAGCCAGGACAUUUCCUGCUUCCUUAUGUUGGGCAUCUAUCUUAUUCCAUUGCUAAAGGGGAGCUACUUCCAGAUGCACUAUGUUAAUGAAGAGAAGAAGCACAGUAUUAUACCAACACCAGUACUGGGGAGUAUAUUUUGGAGUGAUUUUAGUUUUACAGUUUAUAUUCUAGAACUUAAACUCAGGGUCAAGUUUUAACAAAAGAGGCUUUCAGUCAUUAAAUACCAAGAUAUUUCUAUCUUAUAGGGCCAAAGUAAAUUACACCAAUUUUCAUAAAUCUAAAAAUGACCUGAGGUCUCUUAUCGAACAUGUACUGGCCUGGGAUAUAUAGCUCAACAGCAUAAGCGCUUGCCUGGCAAAAUGCAAGGUAAUGAGUUUGAUCCCUGGUACCAAAAAAAAAAAACCAAAAAACAAAAACCAUGUACUGACACUUAAUAAGAAUAAAAUAUAACUGUGUGAUCAGCUUUUGGUUUGCAGAGAAUGCCAGAUAUCAAGUAUUUUGUUAUGAAAGGAUCAUUUCUAUUUGCUGUGCGUUAUGGACGACUGAUGUGAUAAGUAUAGAUGACAUCCUUGUCUAGAAUAUGAAUAUGAUCAAGUUUAUGUAGCAUAUGCAAUAUGGAGGAAAUUUCAUGAAGCAUAUGUGAUUAGCUUUGCUGGAGAAGAAAUGUGGGCUGAUGAGUAAGUUGUGUGCUAACUUGGCCUUAACUGGUUUUGUAACCACUGCUUUCAUUUCUUUGUGAAAUACAGUUAAAACAACUUUAUAGUGAUGAGGGCUUUUACCUUCUUUGUCUCUUGCAUUCUUGGUAUUUCAGUAUCAGCCUGAAGUUUUUCUUAGGUACUGCUUCUUUAGCACUUUGCAGUUAGAAAACCACUUUUAAAUUACUGUUAUUGCCUUCAAAGUUUCCUAUGGGGAAGGGGCUGGAAAUAAUAUAGUGUAUGUCUUUUCUCUGUAUGUAAGUAGUAUAAUUUGUUGUUUGCAAAUACUAGUACUUUGAAUACAGUUUUUUUUUUUAAUCUACAGAAAUGGUAAUGCAAAACUAUAUAUUACUUUGGAAGAUAUUUCCUGAGCAUAAUUUGUCUUAGUAUGCUUAUGUAAAAGCAAGUAACCAGUUUUGUGUUUCUUCAGAAAGUAUUUACUUGAAGAUAAAAAUCCAGAUGUAUGUCUAAAUAUCAUGCAGAAGCCAAUCUGAUUUUUAAACAUUCUUGGAUAAUCCGUAAAAGGAAUAAUCCAAAUAAAAACAAGUGAGAGUUGUAAUUACAGUGGUAAUUCCGUAUUUUCAGAAAAAAAGUUCCUCUUAUCUUUUGUUUUUCUAUUAUAAUAACCAGCUUUUGGUAUUUCAUUGUUACGGAGAUCUAUUUUUAAAAUAAAAUUUGUUCUUCGUUUAA
Cavia porcellus (domestic guinea pig) is the source of this 3831-nucleotide messenger RNA. It is a transcript of the gene Tmem123, whose product is annotated as transmembrane protein 123. Bases 1 to 1353 code for a protein of 450 amino acids. The transcript is spliced from 6 exons. The record is from RefSeq and is a predicted model, not a curated record. NCBI's taxonomy places the organism in Eukaryota, Metazoa, Chordata, Mammalia, Rodentia, Caviidae. Gene Ontology annotation, cellular component: cytoplasmic vesicle.